This is a messenger RNA of Styela clava, 992 nucleotides long. Its product is annotated as putative oxidoreductase SERP2049. Lineage: Eukaryota; Metazoa; Chordata; Ascidiacea; Stolidobranchia; Styelidae. The record is from RefSeq and is a predicted model, not a curated record.
GUAAUUUGAUACUCAGAUGCCUGGAUUGGCUAUCGCGAUUAUUGACACUUCGAGAAGCCUCGUUCAGUCUACAAAACUUGUGCAUUGAACCAUAACGAAAUUAGACUAGUGCGGAGGGCAAGCUUGCAAACUUUUUCGUAUUUAUUGCUUGUACAUUCAGUAUGAAGCGGUUCUGCUCAAAAGUUGUAAUUGUUACAGGAGCUUCCAGUGGAAUAGGAGCUGCCACGGCUAUAGCAUUUGCAAAAGAGGGGGCCAGGUUGGCAAUAUGUGGAAGAAAUAUAGAAAGACUGGGUGAAACUUCCAACAUAUGUAAAGAACAUGGAGCUGAGGUUCUUGAAAUUGCGGAAGACUUAUCUGAAUUCUCAAAUAUUGAAAAUAUCAUCAAUAAAACAAUAGAAAAAUAUUCCGCAAUCGACGUACUUAUCAACAACGCAGGUCGAACACUGCGAGGACCCAUUGCCGAGCUCGAAGUUAAGGAUUUUGAAAGUCUUUAUCGAACUAAUCUACGAGCGCCUGUGUUUCUAUGCAAAUAUGCCUUGCCACACCUAAAGGAAACAAAGGGUUGUGUUGUGAACGUGUCGAGUGUGUCUGGUAUGAAAAUAUGGCCAAGGCAGAACAAUGUUCAUUAUGGAAUGUUGAAAUGUGCGUUGGAUCAUUUUGCUAAGGGGUUUUCUGCAGAGUGUGCCCCUUUCGGCGUUCGAGUCAGCAAUAUUAAUCCAGGAUUUGUUGAUACUGGAAUAUUAGAAAGACAGAAUAUACCAAAGGAAGUUGUUGACAAGUGCGUUGCAGAUUUUGAAAAGACUCAUAUUCUUGGAAUCAUGAAGCCAGAUACAAUCGCAGAUGGGAUAUUGUUCUUGUGUUCUUCUCCCCAUAUUACUGGAAUAACCCUACCUAUCGACUCCGGGUCACUCAAUGCAUAGAUAAAAAAAUAUUUGCAAUAAAAAAAUAUGUAAUUAAAGAAUAUGUUCAAAGAUGAGAGUUUUGACAAUUUG